UCCCCGUUAUCGGGCUUUAUUUUUGAAUUAAAAAACAGCGAGGUAAAUCAUGUUUAACGGGUGUUUCAGUGCCUGCUAGCUAAUGCUAUGUGAUAGCAAGCGGCUAGGCUAGUUAGCCAGUUAGCAGCUAGGAACGAAGCUAAUAUUAGCCAAAGAUAAUUUAGCGUUAAAAGCAUUUAUUCUGGUUUGAAACGGUUGUUGAAAGUGCGUGUUUAUAAUCCAGCUAUUGUGUUGAAAUGUUGCUGCAUCGGGAGUGUUGUCUGCUAGCCUGUUAGCGUAGCAGUAACGUGUUGAGAGUGUGUGUGUGUGUGUGUGUGUGUGUGUGUGUGUGUGUGUGUGUGUGUGUGUGUGAGAGAGAGCGUGUGUGUGUGUGUGUGUGUGAGAGAGAUAGAGCGUGUGUGUGCGUGUGUAUGUUUGCGCGGGGCGUUGAAGCCCAUAUUUGGUAUGUCCGUAUUGGCCUGACGGUGGUACUGCAGCUUCGGUGAUUUAUCUGAGAGUGAGAGAGCGGUGGCGGCGCGAAGGGAAACUACUGUGCAUGCUCUGUGGGCCCACAUCCGGGUACCUUCUGAACCCACAGUCGCUCUAUUCUGAGCUUCAUGCGCUACUGAACACAGCUCUCAUAGGAAUGAACGGAGCCCCGCCUCUGUCUCUUAAGACUGUGUGUGUGUGUGUGUGUGUGUGUGUGUGUGUGUGUGUGUGUGUGUGUGUGUGUGUGUGUGUGUGUGUGUGUGUGUGUGUGUGCGCGCACGCGCUGAUAGUAAAUGGCAGGCACAUGACCACUGGCUCUCUGUAAAGACUGCAGUGAGACAUGGCAUUGUGGGGGCUGAGUACGGGCUGCGUCUCCCCGCAAGAACGAGCCUCCUUCUCCGGUAGAGGUCGCAACGUUUACCGGCGCCCCGACUGCCGCCGGUCUCCACCGACAUGCAGCGGGCCUUUGUUUACAACCUGAGUUUAACAUAAAGUGUCUUUGUUUGUCUUCUAUCUGUGAUAAUGUGUUGUUUUACGUAUUUUCUGUGUCUUUACUAUCGUGUUUCUCUUUGUUUAUUGUUUUGUUGUUAUUUUUAUUAUUAGGUAUUUUGUGAUAGUUGUGAUAGUCUGUUUGUGGUAAUGUUUGUUGUUUUGAGUCUCUUUGUGGUUGUUGUUGUUUUGAGUCUCUUUGUGGUUGUUGUUGUUUUGAGUCUCUUGGUGGUUGUUUUUGCUAUGAUUUGUGGUAUUUGAGUUUUGUUUAGAUUUACAGUAUUUCUGAUCCUGUUGUGAUUGUUUUGGUUGUUGUUUUGAGUCUCUUUGUGGGAAAACCAACACUUUCAGAUGAGCCUUAAAACAAAUGACACUAAUUGGAAAGUGAAAUGUGUUUCUCUGAAGGGAAAAUGAGUGUGAAGAGCGUUUUGUCCUCAGAUGGUGUUUCUCAGCGCUGGUUAGACGGUCCAGAUGUCGGAGGACCAGCGGCAGGCCGAGGCUUCCCGGAGGGGGGAGACCGAUCUGGAGGGGGGGGAGGGCGACACGGAGCCCAGCAUGCUGCUGCAGAAACUCAAGAGCAACAUCUCUAAAGGUGUUCAGACCAAAGUGGAUCAGAUCCUGCAAGAUGUUCAGCGUUUCUCCGACAACGACAAGCUGUACCUGUACCUCCAGCUGCCCUCGGGACCCAGCGCCGGGGACAAGAGGUCAGGCCUUAUUUUAUAUCAUUUCAUUUGUAUUUUCUAUUUGCUACGGGGACAAGAGUUUAAAGCCAUACAUUUCUAUAAUGUAACCACUAUAUACUAUACCCUGUGCAGUGGGGGGGGGGACUCCAGCUCCUUCAACACAGCGGACCAGCUCCACACCUGUAACUGGAUCCGCAGUCACCUGGAGGAGCACUCGGACACCUGCCUGCCCAAACAGGACGUCUACGAGACAUACAAGAGGCACUGUGAGAACCUGCAGCAUCGCCCGCUCAGCGCCGCCAACUUCGGGAAGAUCAUCCGAGACAUUUUCCCCAACAUCAAGGCUCGGAGGCUUGGCGGCAGAGGACAGUCCAAGUACUGCUACAGCGGCAUCCGCAGGAAGACGGUGCUUAACAUGCCUCUACUGCCCAACCUGGACCUGAAGAACGACCCGGCGGAGCUGACGGAGCUGGUGCAGACGUACAAACAGGAGGUGACGGAGGCGGCGUGCGAGCUGAUCUGUGAUUGGGCGCAGAAGAUCCUGAAGCGCUCGUUCGAUACGGUGGUGGAGAUCGCCCGGUACCUGAUCCAGGAGCACAUCGUAAACCCUCGCUGCAGCCAGGCCGAGCUGGUGGCCUCUGCUGCCCUCGCAGGAGGUCCAGCCAAAUCCCACAAAGUGAUCAAGAAGACGCCGGUGAUCUCUAAAGCAGAGAGCGAGGGAGCGGCAGAUCUGAAGAAGGACCUCGGGGACUCUUCCUCCUCGUCUUCACUGAAGCCUGGAGACAAAUUAGCUGCAACAGGGAAGCCCUCCUCUUUGGACGCUCCUCUUCCUCCUUCCUCCUCCUCUUCCUCUUCCUCUCUGUGUCCCGCGGUGGAGGCCUUCAUGAAGCAGUUACCCAGAAUCCUCCCCCGCUCCUCCCUCCCUGAUAAGGCUCACCUCUCUGUUCGCUCCUCCCCCCCCUCGCUGGCUCCCAAAGACUCACCAGGUGUCGGGGGAGGGGCGACUGGAGGUCCGUCCGCUGCGACCGGAGGGGGGAUGAAGGUCAUCGCCAUGGGGGGUGGGGCGCUGCCGGUGAUGAUCCUUCCGCAGGGCGUCCUGUCCUCCCCACCUCCUCCCCCGCCCGCCCCUCAGCUCGCAGCCCCCACUUCCGUGCUGCAGAAACCCCGGGGGGGCGGCAGCAAGCGGCCCCCAGACCCUGGACCCCCCGCCCCACCCCUGAAGAGGAAGCGAGGACGACCCAGGAAACCCCGACCAGAGGACGCCCCGCCCCCCCCGCCUCCCGCCGCUCUGUCUCCCAAACCUCCUCCCUCGCACCUCCCUAUCAUCACCUCGGUGGCGGGGGGCGUCAUCCAGAAAGCCUCGUCCUGUCCUCCCCCCUCCCAGCAGCAGGUGCUGGAGUUGGUUCUACAGGAGCCGGGGGGAGGGCUGGUGCUGCAGGAGCACCGUGGGGGAGGGGAGUCGGACCGCCUCCCUCGCCCCCUGCUGCUGCUGCAGAGUGCAGGGACCCCCCCGAGCUGGGAGCUGCAGGGACGCACCCCCAUGGUGGAGGUCAUCCGGAAGGCUCCGCGGCCAGGAAACAACCUGGCUCCCCCCACAAUGCACUCUCCCUCCGCUGCACACCUGCCCCCGCUGCCCCCCCCCACGCUGCACGAUGACCAGGUGGAGAUCACCCUCACCCCCGUGGAGCUGCACCUCAACCCCUCCACUUCCUGUUCCUCCGCUCCUGCUUCCUGCUCCAUCACAGUGCUGAGGGGGGAGGAAGAGGAGGGGGGGGAGAGCUCUUCCUCAAAGAAGGAGGGACUCUGACUCUCUUCUAUCAUCUGUUUACCUCACCUGGACCAUUAAGUCCCGCCCCUCUUCGCCUUUCCUCUUCCUGAUUGGUGGAAAUCCCAGACUGAGGAUACAUGAAGCCAAUCACACGCUUUCAUAUUCACACCUGCCCUUCUUUCCUCAUUCCUUCCUUCCUUGCGUCCUUCCUCCUCCAUCUCCAGCCUCAGAGCAGCUGAUUUGUAUAAGAAGGAUAAAGGACAGAGUGACUAAAGGAAGGAGGGAAGGAGACACAGCGUUUGAAGAGUAGGUACUACGGGUCGGAGCCUCUGAAGGUUCCUAUGUGCUGAACAUUAAAGAUGACCUUUUAACCGGAGUGCCGCGCCCCCCCCCCCCCCAGCUCAUGGAGAUGCAGGAACAGGAAGUCCUGCCAGAGUGUGAAUGGAUGUGUGUUCUGUUUCGUGUGUGUGUGUGUGUGUGUGUGUGUGUGUGUGUGUGUGUGUGUGUGUGUGUGUGUGUGUGUGUGUGUGUGUGUGUGUGUGUGUGUGUGUGUGUGUGUGUGUGUGUGUGUGUGUGUGUGUGUGUGUGUGUGUGUGUGUGUGUGUGUGUGUGUGUGUGUGUGUGUGUGUGUGUGUGUGUGUGUGUGUGUGUGUGUGUGUGUGUGUGUGUGUGUGUGUGUGUGUGUGUGUGUGUGUGUGUGUGUGUGAGAGAGUGACUGGGAGAUACACAACUUCAACGCCCUCAUUGACCGUGCAGAAACCCGGUGUAGAGAGGAUCCAGGCUGUCAGUAAACUCAGAUAUUUAUUUGCUUCAUAAUCCUGUUUGGAUUUAAAUUUAGGAACGUACAGUCGGUCGAGUUCCUUUAAUUUCAGGUGUUUUCUUAUGAUUCCAGUUGCGUUAAGGCGUUAUAAUAUUUAUAUUUGUGGCCGUAAUACAAGCCCCUAAAUUUGUGUCUCAAAAAAUUAGAAAUUUAAAUGAAUAGUAUUUAUGUUUUUCUAGUAAAAUUAGAAUUAUUUAUUGUAGUUUAUCACUUUUGUUUUGUUCAUAUACAUCCCUCCUUAAAACACUGAUGACUUUCUCUUGCUGACAGGUGUGCCGUUUUAAACACCUUCUAUAGAAAGACUAUAAAUAUCUGAACAUCUUCAGAGCUCCUCAAAGUUGAAACUGGAGAAAGUGUACAGAGUGUGUGAAGUGUGUUCAGAUAUUUUUCUUCAAGAGAAAACAGCUGACAGCACGCUGGACAGUUUAGUCAUUCUCAUUCUGACUUUACAACUUAUGAGCUCCACAACAUGCCGCCCCACCUCGCAGAGCUAAACACGUUUCAGUUUAUUCAUUAUUAUUAAUAUUACAGUUAUUAAUAAUGUGGCCUAAAGUCUUCAGCACAGAGCACAGCACAAAGUGACCUGAAGAGAUGCAGUAUUAAUGAGGCCUCUGUAGCCUUAGCCUAGCUAAGCAGUCUUUGCCAUGCGCCCUUUGUACUGGCCCUCCUCUGAUCUAUGACGGGUUUUCGUCUCUAAAACUAAACAAAAUAUAUGAAUAUUAUUAUAAUUAUUAUGCUUUAAUGUAAUAAUGCUACGCAGCAGAUGAAUCAAAACUACUUUUAAAAAAGUCUGAUUUAAAUUUGAACUUUUUUAUUAUUAUUAUUUUUAAUUACCAAAAAUUAAUCAAAGAAAAUGAUCUGGCCCCCCCCCCCCCCCUUCUUCUUCGUUAUUGACGUUUUUAUGAUGUUUGUUUUUGCUGCCAAACUGCGGAGGGCGUCGUCUUCUUCGUUGGUGCCUGGUGUGUGUGUGUGUGUGUGUGUGUGUGUGUCCCUCCGUCCUAUGAGGUUGUUUAAGCACGUAUUUUUUUGUCUGUUAAAACUGUUGCAUGAUGGGAAAGUGAGUUUUAAGCAGCACUGUUGAUGCUCUCUUUUUUAAAUCAAACAAAGUGCCAUCACGUGGAAGAGAACAAGGCGUCGUCCUUCAGACCGAACUGAAGCUGUUCAGAAGGUAAACCCAGGGAGAGUCCUCCGGGUUUUUGGUUUUUUGGGAUCUUGGUUUUGUGGUUUUUAUGCAUCGAGAGAACUCUCUCUGUUCCCCGCGUCAGAGUGAGGGUGGCAGAUGUUGGAGAGGAGCGGGAAAUGUUGAACAGAGUUCAGAAACCGGAUCUAAAGCAGCGUUUGGAGACAGGAAACUCGCCUGUAAAGCUUCAGGAAGUCUCAGUGGGAAACAAAGUGUCCCGAUGCCAAGGAGUCCAGUUCGUCCCAGCUAGCCUAACUGGGACUAACUGGUCCAGAAAACAUGCAGAUCUUAGGGAGGUUAAGGCGGAAGAGUCCCAGCACAGGUUCUGGUUCUGGAGGCGGUGCUGGGAAUAUUUCACUGUGGAGCCGUGUGGCUCAAAACCAGAAACGGGUCAGAUAAUCAAAGAUUUAAGGAUCGGGAUUCGGGUAGCGGUGCGACGACCAGCAAGGAUGGAAAUCAGCGACCUCUGAUGUCACUUCCUGUUGUGUUCACUUUAACUCUGAUUGAUCGAGUGAAAGUGACACACACACUCGUCACAGGUCAGCCUGUAGACCUCGUGCAGGUCAAAGGGUCAGAAGGGUCUUAAAGGGACAUUCCAGAGGUUUCUGAGUCGGGGUUUGAGGUCCAGCUGUGGACGUAUUAAAGACUCCUAAAGAAGCUGUGACUUACAUUUCUUUAGAUUAACUUUAGAUCCCCUGCUGUAACCCAACCUCCUGACUCCUCACACGGGGGCGGAACUCUUUAAAGGGGUUCCAGUCUGACCAGCAGCUGAGGCUAACAAAUGCUUUGGUCUGGUGGUGUCCAUCAGUUCCUUUGGUGUUUAAAGGGGUUCUUCAGAGUCACACAACAAGACCAGUUAACCAACCGACUGGCACCCCCAGACUCCAGUCCCAGAGACCCUGAUCUGACCUGCUGGUUUAGUGUUUGUACGAUAGGUCUGUUUCUUGUGUUAUUGUGGGAUGUUUCUGAGUCUCUAAUCAACACAAUGACGUGCUUAAGGUGGCAGCAGUACAGGUUGUUGUUUCAGUGGGGUCUGGGGGUUGAACCCAACUUGCAAACACAGGAACUGUCCCUCUAACUCCUGAGGUAAACGGCCGUCAUGUGACCUGAACGAGGGUCAGUCAUAACUACUUUAUCUCUAGUUAGAAAUGGUGACGGUAUGACGAGGCAUUCGAGGGUCCUGGUCUCGCCCCGCAGAUUCUGUGGUGGAGAAAGUGAACCCAGCGUAAGAGGAAGUAGCCCUGUUUCCUGUCGGAGACGCAAUCAGAGUCACAUCUCACCAAUUCAUGCUGCCUCUGGGGCUUCUGGGUAAUGUAGUCUCUGAGAGUGCCUGUGACGUCAGACAGAUUAAGAGCUUCAGUGUAUUUUAUUGAAGAGAACCUCGUUUCUGGUUUCUCUGACCUCUGACCUCUGUCCUCUGUGUACAGCUCGUUGUGCAGAUUUUUAUUAUUAUUAUAAGUGUUGCUACGAAGAUAUUUGUUUUGCUUUGCAUGGUUUUGAUCCUGUGUCUGUUUUUGUAUAUCAAUCCCCCCCUCCCCCCCCCCGUGCUCAGCUGUUGUUGUUUUUUUGCACUUUAAUUGAAUAUUGAGGGGGGAGUUGGUCCAAAAAAAAAGAAAGUGUAAACGUUGCCCAAUAACCCCCCCCCCCCCCCCCCCCCCGUGAGCCCCUGUUGUUGUGAAGAGGACUUUAAUGUGAAUAUAUUUUCCUACCUGAGACUGGAAUAAAGGGAGUGACGUUCAAUGGCAGCAAGCAGAGUCCGUUAGUCACGCUUCUUUUAUUAAAGGCUUUUCCUUCUUUCAUUUGCUCUCUUUCAUUCGGACAUUUUCUCCUGUCUUUAUUUGGCUGUUUUCCUUUAAGUUGAUGAUUUAUUUCAUUUCCUUUGUUUCCUGACCUUCUUUUACUUGGGGUUUAUUUUACUUUGUGUUACUGAUUGUUUUCCUUUCUCUGUCUUUUAAUUACUUAUUAUUUUAUCUCCAAAUUAAACUGAUCAGAAUCUCCUAGUUUCCAGAUUUAAUAUCAGCAACAAAACAGGUAAAGGAAAGUCAAAAGUACUUGUUAUAAUACUGUACUUUAUAAACAUGUAUGUUUACAAGCAUUUCAUAAAGUAUUGUUAUUAAUAUUUGAAAAAAAUGAUGUAUAUAAAAACACAAUCUAGUUUAAUAAUUAACUAAACAAUCACAGAAAUAUAUAGUUCAAAUUCAAUAAUCAUAAAAUCUACAUUAAAUGUGUUUUAAAUAAAGAGAAAAACUCGGAUUUCUUUCAAAAUAAAUGUCUUUAUUUUUUCCCGGAAUCGGAAGUCAAACUGUUGUUGAAUCAGGAUCUUCUUCAGCAAGACUCUGAUGAUUGUGGGAAGUAUAAAUAUAUAUAGCUGUGGGAGGAACAACAUACUGGUUUCAUCCCACCGGAAACUGAGCCAAAACCAGCAUCAAGACGAGGAACACCGGAACUGACGCAGGCUGGUCUUCAAAAUAAAAGCCAUAUGACAAUGUGACGCUUAAAUGUUUGUUGUUGUCAUGCAAUUCUUUAUAAUAUAAAUAAUAUGAGGCCUUUUAUGAGCUCAGGCACCAUAUUUAGAACAAUUUGUUAGGAUAUAUUUAAUA
Eleginops maclovinus (Patagonian blennie) is the source of this 8008-nucleotide messenger RNA. RefSeq names its product regulatory factor X, 5 (gene rfx5). Gene Ontology annotation, biological process: regulation of transcription by RNA polymerase II. The transcript is spliced from 9 exons. Gene Ontology annotation, molecular function: DNA-binding transcription factor activity, RNA polymerase II-specific; RNA polymerase II cis-regulatory region sequence-specific DNA binding. Bases 1429 to 3447 code for a protein of 672 amino acids. Lineage: Eukaryota; Metazoa; Chordata; Actinopteri; Perciformes; Eleginopidae. The record is from RefSeq and is a predicted model, not a curated record.